Messenger RNA from Schistocerca gregaria, 5031 nucleotides. RefSeq lists its product as uncharacterized. Gene Ontology annotation, cellular component: Set1C/COMPASS complex. The transcript has 2 exons. The record is from RefSeq and is a predicted model, not a curated record. Bases 75 to 4055 code for a protein of 1326 amino acids. Lineage: Eukaryota; Metazoa; Arthropoda; Insecta; Orthoptera; Acrididae. Gene Ontology annotation, biological process: DNA-templated transcription.
AAUUAAUUACCUCAGCAACUUCCGACCGUCUCUUUGACACAAUUUGAGAGAGGAAGGUAUUGUGGGAUUCAAAAAUGGAUCAUCCUUAUUUAAGGAAUCAUUUUUAUCCAGACGAAGUGCCACCACCUUACCUGAUCUCCGCCGAAUCCGAGAAUGACCUGUUUGACUCUUCGAAUAAAAAUGUAAAAUCAUAUUCCCCUUCGAUCACACACUCUAAUGACUUUCUAUUCGAUCGCGACGGUUACGCCUACUCGACGUCGCAGAAUGACUAUAGUGGACCGAAUUGUUUUUCUCCUGCAGAAACUCACAUGGGUUCUGGGGAGUCAUCUCCUAAGAAAUACUGUAUCUGCAAGGGACCGGAGCACGGCUUUAUGAUAUGUUGUGAUGUGUGCGAAGAAUGGUUUCAUGGGCCCUGCGUUGGUGUCACGCCGCAACAGGCGGAAUGCAUCCAACGCUAUACGUGCAUGGCGUGCCAGACUUUUGAACAACCUAAUUUAUCUAUAACGUCUGAUUCGAAUAAAUAUUAUCAGAUGUCUAAUGACACACAAAAAAAUAAUGAUCAUUUUUAUGCUUAUGAGGCUGUAAAGUAUGCUCCACAAUCCAGCAAGACUGAUUCACUCUAUGUAGAUACUAGCAUGCAUCCAAAAAAGUCGGUUCACUUACGCCAGAACGCACAUCAAAGUCAACUCCAGACUGUGAAUCAGGCAAGUACUCGCAGCCCAAACCCAUUGGAGAAGAAGGGCGUGGACGUGGCGCCGUCGUCCAGCGUAAAUGGCACAUAUCAAGCAUCUUCCUCACGUUCUAAGAAGUUGCCGACAACAACAAGAGACUCGCCUACGUCUUCUUCUUCGGUGGUUUCGAACAUGCCAUCGCCUGACACCAGGCACGCACAAGGAACGAAGCGAUCAAGGGCGUCGACCGCGUUUCCCAACUACUUAUUGGCGACUGAAGACAGCAAGCCGUCCGGACAGGCUAAAAAGAAGACCUCUGCGAUAUCUGUGGUCUUCCCGAAUAACGGCGGCACACUGGCUACCAAGGCGAGCGCUCAAGACAAGGUUGAGCGCACACGUAGCACUCUUCGAAAGAACCUGAUAUCCGAUGUGACCAAGGGAUUUGAGUCGGACGUCAAUUCAGCGGCCGGUGGGAACUUGUCGAAGGAGUUGGGCGCGUCGUCGAUGCCGUCGCCUCAGGCUAUUGAGAAGUUGGCACACGACAUUGAGCUAGCGCUUUGGGAGAGUCUGGACGACAAGACUUUUAUCAGCGAGAAAUACAUGGAAAAGGCGGCUAUUUUGAGGUUUAAUUUGAGUGCCGUGAACAACCGUUCUUUGCGAGAGCGGGUGUUGAAGAGGGAAGAGCCGUUUACUCCAUUUAAUUUGGUCCGGAUGUCUAAUGAAGAGUUGGCGCCUGAAGAGUUGGUGGCUUUGCGUCGGAAGUUGGAGAACGCGGACGCGGAGUCUAGAAUCAAAGUAACUGACAGCCAAUUAGAGUCGUUUAGGUCUCGCUCGCAAGACAUGUCAGAUGCUACCGCGGGCGUGAUUGUGCACAUGUUGCCGACUUACGAAGACGAGCCCGCAAAGGCGAAGGAGGAAGAAGACCAAAAGCGCGAAAAUGAGGGCUUCGCAGAUAGCGCUUUGAUGCCUACGUCGGAGGCCGCUUCUGCGCGUUCUCCUUUCGGCAUGUCAGGUUUUUCUGUAUCUUUGAUUUCGGAGAGCGGGCCUUUGAACGUGUUUGAUGGCCAGACGUCGUUGCAAGACGAAAGCGCGGAUUUCGACGAACUGAAGUCACGCACGCAGAACAUUCUAUUUGAUCUAGACGUGGAUUCCUUUAAGAUCAACAUCGACGAGGAGGAAAUGCAAGAGCCGAUUCCGUUUACGCCUCGAGGCCAGGAGAAGUCUUGCGAUUCUUCGAAGCCGUAUUCCGAGGCUGAAUUUACCCACGAGGUCAAUAAUUCUGUGCACGGCAUGCACUCAGGUCAGUACGCGGGUCAGGACGGCAAGUACCGCGCCCGGAGGUGUGCAGACCGUCGGUCAACGAGCGGGUUUAUGGAGUCCGAGAACGAGGCUCAGGGGCGUCUGUCGAGACAGGCGCCGACCCCUGGUGGCGGGUACGCAGACGAGAACUCGACGGGCGCGGCCAAGUCGGCGAAGGACGUGGACGAGGAACACGAAGGGCGCUUGGAAGCGAACCACGUGCUACAGCAGCUUUUGCAAGAGAGAGCGUACCACCUGGACGAGGGCGAGGUCGAGUGUUCGUCCGCGUCUGGCGACGCGAGCGAGAGCAAAGCAGCGGCUGAAAAUGGCCAUGUCCACCGAGUGGACCAGACGAGCCAAGAAAAGAGUGAAAAAACGCGCGAGGAAGAAAAAUACGAUACACAUCAACACAGCGAUUUAUCGAACAUGUUCAAAGAAGCUGGAUCUCUACCCGAUUCAAGUGCAGACACCUCGGCGAAGACUGGUCACUGCAUAUCUAACCCGUUGGCGGCCAGUCCCACACCCCGGUCCUUGGGCCAACACGCCCAGCCAGGCUCGAAUCUUGGCUACCUUCAAGUAUGGCAGGGAAUACUGACGUAUCGGGGGACUUGCCCAGACUGCCACGUCCACCUAAGACGUGUACAGGGACCAAACGUUGAUAGACUUUUCCAGGAAUUUAAUAUUCACUCAUUUGAUAUUGAAAGUCGGGUAGAUUUACCCGAAAUACUCAAAUAUCUACCACGAAUAGAAUUGAGUUCGAGCCGAGUUCGCUCUCUUCUUUAUUUUGAGCCCAAUGUGAGCAUGUAUAGAGAUUCUGCAAUCUACGCAUAUUCUCAGAUGUUUGAGUACUUUCACAACAUCUCGCGCGCGGGUGUUGUGGUGAUUAACAAACAUACGGACAUAUUCAAAGAAAUAUAUGUUUGUCCCAUAUUAGGCGGAACUCCUGAAAAUUCAGGUAACGUUCCAGCUUUUAUUCCGAGGCCCUUGGCCACAGACGGAAAGGAUCGCCUCUGGCUUGCCAUCCUUUCAGACAAGAAAAAAUUAGAGCAACAGCUUUCUCAAUUGAAAGCGCCUGCUUAUGGACUACUCAAUGCAGCAGAAAGUAGGACCUCUGCACCUCUCCUUUCGUACCCUAAGACCUCUUUGUCUUCGGGUGCUAAUUUGCCUCACUCUACUGCGCCUCUGUUGCCCUCUAACAGCUACCUGCACCUGCUGGAUAACCGUCUGGGGAACAUCCCACAAGGCAGCAGCGGAGGAAGUCAAACCGGCUACUACCCCGUCAACAGCCAUCAAUUGCCGCCCGGCAUGCUCAGCAACAUUCCAAUUACGUCGAAUGCACAUUCAUACGGAUCCAUGCCAGCCUAUGCGUUCAAUCAAAAAGGGAGUUCUGCGAUUCAAAUGUUCAACAAUCACCCGUCGCCGUCUGAAGCGUAUUCGAUGACAGGAGGUAUGUCUGUUUCGGCGUCCCGUCGUCUCCCCCUUCGGCCUCAUUCUCACCAUCGGAACUGUGUUGAACUGCCCGUCAAUUCCACCCGCGCUCAACCUGCUCCAAACUUGCCAGCGCCCCCUCCGUCUGGAAUGGCGAAUUUUCCACCAAGAUUUGCCUCUGGAAGCGGGGCGCCCAGUGAGAACCACCUAUACCACCUCCCCCCCAUGGGACUUGGCCCGUCCUCCGCGGCCGACGCGCGCCGUCCGAUGCUGCCGCCCGUCAUGCCGAAUUACCAAGUUCAUGGCAGUUGCAACAACCUCCGAGAAGACUCCUCUCAGCACCGGGAUAACUCUCCCAGACCCUACUUUCACCCCAUGCCCAUGGCCAAGCCCCCCCCCCCCUACAACGCGUUCGAACAGCCGCCCUACGCCUACGGCGUGCCAUCGCAACAGUCGGCGCCGCCUACGCGCGACGUCUCAAACAACGGCUUUCCUGCCCAGAAUUGGGACCGGAACUCCCUUUCUUUGGACCCCGUCGCACUGGCGGCUCUAUUCCAAGCUGUUUCCAACGGUACCCUGCCAAAUGCCUCUCUCGGUAAACAGCCUGUUUCCAGCAUGGCUGCCACAUCCAGUCACACCAACCAGUCCGCCCACUAGCCGAACGGGAGCUGAAGCGCUCGCCUAGGAGUCCGUGCGAGGAGGGGGCCUUCUGCUCGUCACCACAGGGAUCUACUUUGAACAAAAAACGUCUGCAACAUACAAAACGUAAAGAGAAGAAGUGUGUAUGUUGGUCUCGUGGAUUUUCAAAACUAGUGUAUAUAUAUUCUGUAUAUUGUAUACAUAAAUGAUAGAAGGAUAAGCCACGUUUUAUAGAGAUUCUUCGCCUCUGAGCCUGAGAUGUAUAUAUGUUUUACACGAAGUUUACAACACGAAUCACCUGAACAAACACACGUGUGCACAAACCGCAAAUUUACGACGCAGUUAAGAGAGAAGGCAUCACCGCCAACCAGCACUUGGUCCUCCGCCGACCAUGGGCGCGGCACCUCCGUGGACGGCACGCUUUAUGAAGCAGCGAACUUCGGCGCCGCCCGGCCGAGAGAAAAGCCCCCGCUUCGGCCUUCACUCUUUCGACAAAAUGACAACAUAUACGGAUUGUCAUAACUUUUUUUUCAACUCUUCCUGACCAUUUUUACCCACCCCUGCUGUACGCAAAGAGACUGUCUCUCUGACCCGCAAGCACUCCUCGUUUGGGACCGCCCUCCAGAACGCACGUUGUCCCGCUCCGACUCGAAACCGCGCCCGUGCCGUGCGUCCCUCAAGCCCGACUUCGAUUUGGUGAGGUAAAAAAAUUACGUGUCUCGAAAAACGCUCACUGUUUUUGUACCGCUCGUUGCAUCGGGCGCUCGCGGGUCGGCCUCUGCCCAGAGCCUCGGACGGUUGCCCCCAAGGCCGGCCGACGCGAGAUGGUGGGAGCGUGCGCACACGGGCAUAUCUUCUGUCCAACGAAUCCGUCCUUCGAUCCUGUUGUAAAUCAACGGAUCCACAGAAAACGGUUUCUCUUUUCCCGCUUUUUCAAUAAAUUGAAGUGCCCAAAAAUUAUUUAUACCAACAGCCACAUAACGUGCGGCGUUUC